Molecule: messenger RNA, 2319 nt
Organism: Hydatigera taeniaeformis
Lineage: Eukaryota; Metazoa; Platyhelminthes; Cestoda; Cyclophyllidea; Taeniidae
Source: the annotation of a GenBank genome assembly
AUGAUACCAGGACCAACACCUCAUUUUACCUAUGCGCAUAUAGCUACGGGGGAGUCGUGCCUCGACAUCGGUUUUCAUCGCUAUGAUUUUUCCUUCGUUUUUGAUAAGUCGAUCGUCAUCGAUGUGCGUGACUUGUUGGAAGAGAAUUCGACUACGACAAACAUUGCCAGAGAAGUUAAAAAUAGAAUGAAAUAUGUACGAAGUCGUUUUCCUUUGGCGUUUAGAAAUGCCAAAAAUUUUUCUCUACUUACGCUGGAGGAUAAAACAGGCACGUACGAACUCGCUGAGGUAGUUAACUUCAGCGUUAUUUUGGCGGCUACCGAGAAACUCACCGCCAGGAUGGUCGAACCCAGUUUGCAUUUGUUGAAUCGUGUCUUCUUCGUACCAGUUGACGCCGUGAAGAAUCUCCUUGUUGGGCUGAAGUCCGAUUCUUCUUCAGGGCUGGUGCUGGACUUUGUUGAGCCCUCGCCGGUCGGGGUGGGCUAUGAAAUCUUAGCCUUUAUUGUCCUUAAAAUGCUGAGCCUCACCAGUAUCGUAGUCGCUGGACUACUCGUUAUUAGGAACCAUGAAGAGCUCAUCGCAUUGGCGCACAAAAUGCGCCCUGAUAAGUCGGCUCAUCCGUUUCUGAGGAUUCUUGUUCCGGGUCUUCUUCUACUUUCCAGCGUAACUGUUAUUCUUUUGGCCUACUUUUUCUAUGACGUCAUGGUUUACUUUUUCAUCGCCGUGUUUGUCAUUGCUGGUGCUUCUGCUAUGUCCUACGUAAUAUCUACGCUCUUCUUCAUGAAAGCACCGGUUCUAAAGCGCAUCGUACUUAGAAUAUAUAAGCUGGAUGUAAAUCUCGUCCGCUGUGUCCUCUUCCUCAUUAGCCUCGCCUUCACUACCACGUGGUGUGUGUUUCGAAACAACUAUUCUGUGGGAUGGAUAAUGCAAGACAUAAUAGGUGUCUUUCUGGUCAUUCAAGUUCUCGUCGACAUUUCCAUCCUCCUCUCCUUCAAGGCGUGCUAUAUCGGCUUCGCUAUCUUCGUGCUAUAUGAUGUCUUCUUCGUCUUCAUAACUCCAUUCCUUGUUCGCCCGUCGGGAAUGACGGAGGUAAAGGCGUCAGGAUCUAAUGCUCACGAAUCGUUAUCGCGUGACCGUCGAAGCAUCGCGGCGCCUGGCGACAGCAUUAUGGAGGCUGUAGCUACGGGCUCUGCGGGUACUUCGGGUGAAUUAAUGCCUCUGGUUUUCAAGGUUUUCGUCGCCGCCAUUACCAGUCAGUGCGGUGUGUGCCAGAGCGGUCGUGACCACGUACUCCUGGGCUUCGGAGAUGCUGUACUUCCCGAUCGAGCGCCCAGAAAUUGGAUUCUUUACUUUGGAGUAGCAUCUAGUAUUGUCACUUUUCCUUCAGGCGCUCUCUGUGUAUUCCUUGCUUUCUAUGACGGCUGUUGGAAGCGGCGAAUUCCAUGGAACUUCAUAUCCUCCCUCCUAGGUAAAUUGUUACUAGUUGUUCUAUUCACUCGGCAUUUUUUAUUCAAUAAUGAGAUCGGUUAUUUGUACUGUAUUUGCGUACGAAUUUCCGGUUCGCUUCGAAUAAACAAGUUUGCCAUGGCUGAAUCCAUUUGGCCAACAUAUGAUCCCGUGCUCAAUCUUAAGCGUCUAACUCACUCUCAGCACGAAACAAUUGUCUCCUCUGUAGGCUACGUUUUGGGGGGAGUGGCCGUCUCAAUAGUUCUCUUCACUACAAAGAUGGCCCAGCCGGCAUUGCUCUAUCUCUGUCCAUUCACUUUGCUGGCCACCAUUGUAAGCGCCUACAUACGGGGCGGUGUCGUGGAACUGCGAAACCUCUGGAGCACCAAUCUGCCUACCCCUGCACCUCCUCUCAGUAGCAUGAACAACGCUUCGGGGGACCAAUCGGGCGCCUCAGACGGUGUGGAUGAAGCGCCGAACUCAACGUCAACAGUAAAAAUUGAUGACGGAUAUCGGACAGUGACGAUUGAUUUAGUGGGACAUGGUGCUAGCCCGAUAGAAGCCAAUUCCCGUCUUAUAUGCUGCGCCGAUCAGAAAUUGCCUAUUUUUUCAAACUCGAAAUCCCUUGAUGUCUGUUUGCAAUGUCCCAGAAAGCAAGAAUUGGAGGCCUUUUGUGCCUUCGACGAACACUUCAAAGAUGUCGAGGAGGUAUUUGAUAAAUAUGUCGUUAAGUACUAUCAAGUAAAGGGGUCCCUAGCCAGCGAUGACCAAAAAGAACAAAAAUCGCCUAUUAUUACUGUAGUGGCUCAUUCCUAUGGGUACGUCGAAAUUUCAAUUGAAAAUCCUGUCAAAUUAUGCCGUUACACGUAUUAG